AUGAUGAGUGGCGAUUCUGCAAAUUACAAUGUCGGAUACCCAAUAUACGGUGCUAAAUUUAUCAAUGAAGACACGCUAUUGGUAGCUGGUGGGGGUGGUCAGUACAAUCCCUCAUUUUCGAACAAAAUCACAGCGCUAAAGGUAAAUUUCCAGAAAAAAAAACACAUAAGAAGAUUCCGUGAGAUCACGUUAGAUUCGAUUGAUGACGCACCAACUUCAUUGGAUUGUAACAACAAUCUGAUCUUGGUUGGUUGUAACGAGUUAUUUAAUGAACCUUCCCUGGCUAACGUCAAUCAUCACUUGAGGAAGUUCGUGUUUGAACGAGAACAUUUGAAGUUUGUCGCUAGUAUUGAUUUCAACAGAACUACGGAGCCAUCCGUCUUCAGCAAGUUUAUUUAUAUAAAUCAGAUGGCUACUGUGGCAGCGAUUGCAUCGUCUGAAGUGCCCACAGUGAUUAGAAUCAUUGAUCCCAGAAAUUUGACCGAAAAUUACGAGAUCGAAACGGGCAAGGAAGUCAACGAUUUGCACUUCGCGCCCAACGGUAUUCUACUGUCGUAUGUUACUUCUAACUCUUUGGAAGUGGCAUCCGUCAGGGACGGGAAAUUUGUGGCAAGGAAAAUCGACUUCGACAAAAAUCUUAUUCUUUCUAACAUCAGAUUUCUCAACGAUAAUACGAUUUUGGUUGCCGCAUCACUAUUGAAUUCUGAUGGGGUCUCCUUGUUAAAACUGGGUGUAAGCUCUAAGGGCGUCAAGAUCUUAAAGACUGCAUCUUUCAUGUUUGAUUUGAAUGGGAUAACGUCGAUGGAUGUCUCCCCGAAUAAAGAAUUUGUUGCGUUAUCGUCUAAGGAUAAAUCAAUUGCUAUUAUUAGUGUUCAGAAGCUGAAGCUAGUGCAAUUAGUGCCAAGAGUACAUGAAUCUACUAUUACGAGAGUCACUUUUUCUCCAGACUCUAAAUAUCUGGCAAGUACUUCCAUUGGUAACACGAUCAAUGUGCUUAAACUUUCCAGUAAAUCGUCAUCAUUUUUACGCAAGGUUUGGAAGUUUUUCGUCAAUUUUAUUCUAUUGGUCUUUUUGGCUGGUGCUAUUCAACUAGGCUACAAAUAUAACGCGCACGGCCUUAUUUACAGAUAUGCUCGCGAUAUGUAUAAGUCCAAGUUUGAACAGAGCUCCCCUUUAGAUCCAGAAACAUCUCAUUACUUCACUAUUAACGAUGGCACCAAAGAUAUCACCAUAACCGCAGAUAUAGUCAGUGUCACUCAUUUAACAAGCGAUAUUGACACCGAACUCUCCUCAUUUGACACUAGCACUAUGAAAACAGUCGUAGGAGAUGAAGAAAGCUCUGUUUGGGUAUCAUCAUCAAUCAUUUCAUCUUCACCUUCUCUUUCUUCCUUUUCUAAAGCUUCUGAAUCUGUUGCCAAAGAACUCCCCAUCUCCUCUUCUUCAUUCGUGCACGAAAGCGCCGCUAAUGAGCCGAUUUUAUCCUCAUCCACUUCUGAGGUUACCAAAUCAAUAAGUUCAUCAUCAGAAUCAAUCAUUAGUGAAACAAGUGUCACCCCAUCAAAGGCAGAGUCGACAUCAUUAUCUUUGGCGACUAGUACAGAAUCUCCCCAAUCCGCGAUCUCUUUAAGUGAGCAAACUUCCUCGACUGUAGUGGAACAAUCGGAGAAUCAAGCAACAAAACUUAGGGAUAACGAAUCGAGGGCUGUAAGCAGUGUAUCAUCAUCAUCUUCAAUAAUAAUUGCCACUGUUACAUCACCAUCAUCCACUAGUGCCAGAACUGCAGUCACUACUACGAAUGCAGAUUCAAUCAAUGAUUCAGGCAAGUUAACUUCCAUGGACAACUCGAAGUUUGCAUCCACAAGAGAAAUCUACAGAACAAAAGUAAUUACAGAAGUCAUCACAAAAAUUGAGUAUAGAAAUAUACCAGCAUCUAGUUCAGAGACAACAACUAGGCAGUAUGGUAGCACAAUUUCCUCGAGGUCGCCCACACCAACAAACACAAUUGUUUCCGGGCCAGUGACUAAAAUCGAUCCCAUAGCAUCAGAAUUAGAGGGCAUGGCUGAAACGCCUGUGGAUCCCACGUCCGUGAGAUCAGAAAUUGAGCCUGUAAAAUCUAGCUUGACUCCAACUACCUCAUUAAUACCAGCAUCUGAGAGCUUCACUUCUAGCUUUCAAUCACCGGAAGUACCAACUGCAACUUCUUCUGCCUUUGUCUUUGAACCAACUCCGUUAUCUCCCGUCCUAACUGUUUCGAAUAAUCAUUCUGUCUCUGAAUCUAUCUCAUCAGUUAUCGAGGAGGCUACAGCUAGUUCAUCCCUAGAAACAGGAACAGAGGCCGCCACAACUACUAAGAAUUCCGGGUAUACCAGUGAUGUGGCUGAAAUGAUACAAUCGCUCGGAACAGAUUCUGUUCUGCCUUCCGCGUCGAAAACCACAAAUAUCGGAGAUAUUCCUUCCCCAUCCGCAGCUUUGAGCAGCGUUAGUGUUAAUUCGAUUAUUGUACAGUCGUUCGAUAAAACCACGUCGUUACCUGUGAAGGCUGACCCAACUAUUGUAUCUCAUAUGACAGCAUAUACCAGUUUAGCGUUGUCAUCCUUAAGAGAUUCGCAUGGAACAGCUGCGAAUUCAGCCGCUUCGCCAGAAUUUGUGCAAAAAGAAAUAGUGAUAGAGGUAAAGCCCACGAAAAGUUUACCUGGAACAACUGACACGUUUGAUAAUUUAUUGAGUGCCAGCAUAAAGAAAGAAGAUACGUUUACGGAAACGCAUACUUCUAAUUAUGAAGAAGUCACCGAUAGCGCUUCGUCGUAUGGUGAAGUAGCUUCUUCAUUUAACGUACAAACUUCCACUUUUGCUGAUGUAAAGAUUCCCUCAGAACCAACUACAAAACCUUUGGGUAGCAAUCCGGAUUCAGACAUCGUUCACGGUGGCAAUGAAGCAGUUGAUACGAUAAAUGACGUUGAUCUUCAUGAUGAAUUGUAA
This is a messenger RNA of Saccharomyces kudriavzevii IFO 1802, 2979 nucleotides long. RefSeq names its product GTPase-activating protein SED4 (gene SED4). Gene Ontology annotation, cellular component: endoplasmic reticulum membrane. The record is from RefSeq and is a predicted model, not a curated record. Gene Ontology annotation, molecular function: protein binding; GTPase activator activity; guanyl-nucleotide exchange factor activity. Gene Ontology annotation, biological process: protein secretion. The transcript has a single exon. The coding region runs from base 1 to 2979 and encodes 992 amino acids. Lineage: Eukaryota; Fungi; Ascomycota; Saccharomycetes; Saccharomycetales; Saccharomycetaceae.